GUUACCAUGACUUCUAUCAAGAUUGCUGUCGUUGGCCUUGGCCGGAUGGGCAAACGCCACGUCCAUACCUUGCUGUACCGUGUGCCCCGCGCUCAGGUGGUAGCCGUGUGCAGCAGUGAUGCUAGCGAGAUCGAAUGGGCUACGAGCAACCAGGAAUACAAGGACUUCGGCAUCGCCGUUUAUGAUAACUACGAUAAUAUGUUGGCUCAUCCUGGUCUUCAGGCUGUUUGGGUCUCCAGCAGCACGGACGUACAUGCCUGCCAGUCCUUGGCGGCUAUUAAAAGGGACCUUCAUGUUCUUUGUGAGAAGCCGUUGAGUACUGAUCUGGCAGAGGCUCAAUCAGUGGUUGACGCAGCCCGAGCAAAGCCUUCACUUAAGGUGAUGGCCGGGUUCUCGCGACGGUUCGAUGCUUCGUACCGGGACGCAAGUCUCAAGGUCUUUGACAAGAAGGCCAUCGGAUCCCCAUUCAUGGUCCGGUCGAAUACCUGCGAUCUGAGGGAUGACACUGGAUUUUUCGUCAGAUACGCCGCCCGCAACGGUGGAAUCUUUGUCGAUUGCGCUAUCCAUGAUAUUGACCUGUCGCUGUGGUUCUUGGACAACCCCAAGCCCAAGGCCUGUUGGGCGGCUGGAACGCUUCAGCACCAUCCCGAACUCAAGGAUCUGUCGGACGUGGAUAAUGCGGUCGGGAUUGUGGAAUUCUGGGGCGGGAAGAUCGCGUACUUCUAUUGCUCGCGGACUCAGGCGCAUGGGCAUGAUGUCUGUACUGAGAUCACUGGUACGGAUGGCAAGGUGAUGGUGAAUGUGGUUCCCAAGCGGAACAAUGUUGUCCUUGCCGAUUCGUUGGGUCUGCGACAUGAAGUGCAGCCGGAAUACUGGGAGCGGUUUGAGGAUGCGUUUGCCGUGGAGGCUAAUGAGUUUGUGAGUGCUGUGCUGAAAGAUACGGAGGUUCCUUUGCCCCUGGAGUCGGGAAUUAUGGUGAUGAAGAUCGGUCAGGCAUUGCAGCACGCUUUGCUGUCUGGGGAGGUGGUGCGUUUCGAUGAGAGUGGGGAGCGGUUGCACUAGGUAUUCUCAAUUGCGAUCAUGUUGAUUCUAUAGAAUUGGUUGAUUGGUACAAUGAACAUUGUUUGGACCAGAUCAUUUCACACUGUGAUCGCG
Molecule: messenger RNA, 1155 nt
Organism: Aspergillus ibericus CBS 121593
Lineage: Eukaryota; Fungi; Ascomycota; Eurotiomycetes; Eurotiales; Aspergillaceae
Product: Gfo/Idh/MocA family protein
Exons: 3
Coding region: 7-1062 (351 amino acids)
Biological process (GO): NADPH regeneration
Cellular component (GO): cytoplasm
Molecular function (GO): oxidoreductase activity; nucleotide binding
Source: RefSeq, a predicted model, not a curated record